Carassius carassius (crucian carp) is the source of this 1273-nucleotide messenger RNA. It is a transcript of the gene rtraf, whose product is annotated as RNA transcription, translation and transport factor. Gene Ontology annotation, cellular component: tRNA-splicing ligase complex. The record is from RefSeq and is a predicted model, not a curated record. Gene Ontology annotation, molecular function: RNA binding. Gene Ontology annotation, biological process: tRNA splicing, via endonucleolytic cleavage and ligation. Lineage: Eukaryota; Metazoa; Chordata; Actinopteri; Cypriniformes; Cyprinidae.
GUAACAGGCUGUGGCAGACUGACUGGCUUUGCAAGCAAAACAAUACAUCUGUUAGCUUCUUUUAAUAGGUUUUGCAGUUGAAAGGGAUGUUUUGUAGAAAGCUUACAGCUUUAGAAUAUCACAACCCAACUGGAUUUGACUGUAAAGAUGAAACUGAAUUCAAAAAUUUCAUAGUUUGGCUUGAAGAUCAAAAAAUCAGAAACUACAAAAUUGAAGACCGUGGAAAUCUCAGGAAUAUUACCAGCUCAGACUGGCCUAAACAUUUUGAAAAGUACCUUCAAGAUGUGAACUGUCCAGUCAGCGCUCAGGAGAGACAGGAGACUGUUGACUGGCUGCUGGGUCUUGCUGUUCGCUUUGAGUAUGGAGACAAUGUGGAGAAAUAUCGAAACUGUAAACCUGUAACAGAGGCCAGUGAUGUUCAAAAGUCUGCAGACCCGUUAAUUAAUCUGGACAGUAACAAUCCUGAUUUUAAAGCUGGUGUCUUGGGACCUAAUCUACUCAAAAUCCAGCGUCAUGACGACUAUUUGUUAAUGCUUAAAGCCAUUAGAAUCCUGAUACAGGAACGCCUGACCCCUGAUGCCAUUGCAAAGGCCUGUCAAGCAAAAGAGGGUUUACCAGUCGCUCUUGACAAGCAUAUUUUAGGAUUUGAUACCGGAGACGCAUCUCUGAACGAAGCAGCCAGGGUUCUUCGCUUGCUUCACAUCGAGGAGCUCAGAGAGUUACAAACCAAGAUCAACGAGGCCAUCGUAGCAGUUCAGGCCAUCAUCGCUGACCCCAAGACAGAUCACCGCCUCGGAAAGGUGGGCAGAUAAAAACAUCUGCCUGGACCGUGCUGCAGAGACCACAAGACAUGCUCUGUGAAGUAUGCUUGUUUCAUUAGCCACACCACAGUUAUUUUGUUUAAAUUUCAGACAUUUUUGUGGGAAUGCAAAAACUGGACUGGGUUUUUUUUUAUCAUUCAAAAAAAAAAGUGAAGAUUUAUUAUAAAAUGUAAUUUCAUUGUCGCCUUAUGUGGAAGCACUUAUGAAAAGUUGCAUGGGUUACCAUAAAAAGUUGGACUAUAUGUUUUUGUCGGUUUAUAAACCUUAAUGCAAUGCAGAAAAGUUUUAUGACUGGGUUUGUUUUACCCUGGAGCAAGAAAUUCAACCUGUUCUUCUUUAUACCUCCAACUGUGCAUACUGUAAAUUUAAGAAAAUCAUCACUGCAGAACCCAUAAUAUUUAAAAAUCUGAAACAUAACGCGAGCAGGCAUACUGAAGUUGUAAAUCACAUUU